Messenger RNA from Alosa sapidissima (American shad), 1863 nucleotides. It is a transcript of the gene cltb, whose product is annotated as clathrin, light chain B. The coding region runs from base 188 to 892 and encodes 234 amino acids. Gene Ontology annotation, molecular function: clathrin heavy chain binding; structural molecule activity. The record is from RefSeq and is a predicted model, not a curated record. Lineage: Eukaryota; Metazoa; Chordata; Actinopteri; Clupeiformes; Clupeidae. Gene Ontology annotation, biological process: intracellular protein transport; clathrin-dependent endocytosis; clathrin coat assembly. The transcript has 6 exons. Gene Ontology annotation, cellular component: plasma membrane; postsynaptic endocytic zone cytoplasmic component; clathrin coat of trans-Golgi network vesicle.
UGUUUGGCUUGUAAAGGAUUUUUUAAAUUAUUAGGCUAUUAUUUCUUUUGAUCUGGAUGGAUUUUUAAUGGUGAGUCAGCGCAGCAGCUGCUGGACCAACACCUAUUGAAUUGCGGAACUGAAAGUUGCAACAGCUGGGUUUUGAUUUCCACGUACACGUUACAGUAGCUAGCCUGAACAUCUAAAAAUGGCUGACGACUUUGGGUUCUCAUCUCCUGACAACGGUGUUCAUCCCGUUGAAGAAGAUCCUGCUGCAGCGUUUCUGGCUCAACAGGAAAGUGAAAUAGCUGUGAUUGAGAAUGACGGUGAGGGAUUCGGUGGUGAUGGGUUCGGCGAAGGAUUCGGAGAGUUGGAAGAGGCCGAAGAACAACCGCAGCAAGAGGAACAUUCUGCCCCUGAAGUACAUGAUGAGUAUGAUGCCUUUGGUGACGCACCAGCUGCAGUAAACGGAGACAUGUUUCAGGAUUCAAAUGGGACAUCAGACAGCUAUGCUGCCAUCGCCCAGGUUGACCAGCUGCGGCAAGAACCUGAAAGUUUGCGCAAGUGGAGGGAGGAACAGAAAGCUCGACUGGAAGAUUUAGAUGCUGCCUCCAAAGCUGCAGAGUCUGAAUGGAAAGAGAAGGCCAGGAAGGAGCUUGAAGACUGGCAUCACCAUCAAAGUGAGCAGCUGGAGAAGAACAAGGCCAACAACAGACUUUGUCCAAGUGUAGAACGAUCUUCUGAAGAUGCCUUCCUGAAGGAGUGUGGUGAAGACAGCCCGGGCUCAGAGUGGGAGAAGGUGGCGCGACUCUGCGACUUCAACCCCAAAACCAAUAAGCAGUCCAAGGACGUGUCCCGCAUGCGCUCCGUCCUUAUAUCCCUGAAACAGACACCCUUGGUGCGCAAAGCCUAGAGCUUUUUUUUUUUUUUUUUUUUUUCGUUUUAGACGUGUCCUUUGCUUCUGCUUUGUUGCACUUUAUUUUAAGGCCCGGUGGGAAUGGUAAUUACAAUUUAUUUUUUAAAAGCACAUUGUUGGGUUUUUUUGUUUUUUUAACAGCCACUCUGCUAAUAUUGUACUACAACCUCUCUGCCUUAUGAAGAAGAUGCCUUUCCCCCCAUCUGAAGGUAUGCCUGUUUGUAAUCAUGUAGUUGCCUUGAAGUUCUUACCCGAGGCAUACUCACAAUAUAUAUAAUCAAUCCUAAGUCUAUUUUACAUAGGUCUUAGACACAAUAAUUUUCAUGCGCUUGUUAUGGAAGAUUUGCCAUUUUCCCACUAGCAUUGCUGGUAUAAAUCAUCUGUAGACCCAUUAGGUACAGAUCGAAGGUAUAAGCUUAACAUGCAGCAUCCACAAAGGCAAUCCUUAAACAUUUUGACUUUUAAUCAUUAUCAGGUCAACUAUACACCUGUUGCAUUGUAUAGGUCAUGUUGUUUCACUGUUCAUUUUUUUUAAAAGGUGAUACCACCUGUAUGUUUGUAGUGAGGGUUCCACAGUAGGUUAUGAAGAAGCCUUUACAUUUAAUACAGCAUAGGUCACUCCAUGUCAACAGUAGCACUGAUCAUAAACCAGGACACUAUACUGAGGCCUUCUGGAACUUCACUUGAGUCAGAUACUAACAAAAUGUGGUUUGCACAAGUUUUUUUUCUUCUGUUCAUUGACUGCCAAAGACUUGCAUGACAGCACCACAGGGAUUGUCUAAAUGAGGCCUUUAUCACAUCCAUAAUUCUGUUAUAUUGGCUACUGUUCUUCCUGGUUGUUUUAUAUCGGGAUAGAACCACAUAAUGUGCAUUGUUUUUCCCAUGUAAGGUUUGCAUUCAGAUGCAGUUGAAACAAUGUUACAAAACUUGAUUUCUUCUUCAGUUCAAUAAAACAUUGGUCAAGGUAA